Molecule: messenger RNA, 3363 nt
Organism: Aureobasidium subglaciale EXF-2481
Lineage: Eukaryota; Fungi; Ascomycota; Dothideomycetes; Dothideales; Saccotheciaceae
Exons: 3
Coding region: 1-3363 (1120 amino acids)
Biological process (GO): eisosome assembly
Source: RefSeq, a predicted model, not a curated record
AUGGCACCUGCGCAAGUCCGAAGUACCGGUGACACGACAUUCCUACUCGAACAGCACACUCCAGAAGCCACUCCGAUCGAAGAAAAGAAGGCGCCCAUGAGCGAGAGCAAUCCCAUCGAAGCCGCCAAAACCCAGAUCACUGCUCCCACAUCAGACCCCACAUCGAAACAGUCGACCGCCGCCAUGAGCGACUCCGCGACGACGAGCGAGUCCACACCGAUCAAGACGACGACAAACGUCUACCCAACCGACACUACCGUCCAGCAGCCUGAUCACUCGGCUGCCUUGACCAGCGACAAGUCCGACACCAAGACAAGCGACGAGUCCAACACCAAGCUCAGCGACAAGACCAACGCCAGAAGCAGCGACAAGACCGACGCGAAGAACGACGACUUCGCACCACCCGCGACUUCUACACAGACAAAGACAAAGUCCAACAUGAAGAGCUUCGACCCUGCUCCGUUGCCCUUGACCGACGCCGAGCCCACCCAGUCUGCCACUGUCACUAGCGACAGCCACGCAAUUGCAUGCCCGGAUCCAUCCGCCCAUCGCGAUACCAGGCUUCAGGAGCAAGCCUCGACUGCCGCUCUCUAUGUCACUAAGCCUGCCAAGAGCACAAAGCAGAGGGACGACAUACUCGAUGCUAACAACAAGCUCUCCUCGCGCAGCGCCGCCACUUCGUUGAAGUAUGCCAAUCCUCGCGACCUUCCCAGCUACCCCGUUGUUGGAAUCGACACGACCAAUUCUGCCUACUCGGCCGCAAACCUGGCAAACUCUGGUCACAAGCAAUUCGAACACUGGAAGCCCGACCCGUCAAAGAACGCUGGCAUUGCAGCAAUGGCAGCAAAGGAUUACAAGAUGGCUCCCUUGUGGAAGCCGGAAUUGAGUGCAGCCGGCUCAAAGGCCGCUUUGCUUGCUCACAAGGACGGCCCCAAGUUGAACCUCUGGCAGCCCGAGGCUUCGGCCGAGGGAAACUCAGCAGCCAACAUUGCUAUGCGCAACAAGAAUCUGGGUCCCAAGCUCGACUAUGGUUACACCGAGGACGGUCAUAAGAAGGCUCUCAUGGCUGCUACUGGUGCUGUUGGCAGAUCUCAAUCUCAAUCCGUCAGAAACCCACCUGUUCAGCAUCCCAAGUACCCGGACUCCGCCAACUCGGCACACAAUGCUCUCAACGCUGCUACUAUGGCUCACAGACCAUUAACCAAGCCUCAGGGCCCUCAAGAUUCCAAUCGCAUCGAUUCUGACGCCAUGCGUGCUGCUCGCGUUCAGAACAUGGGUCGCAACGUGCCUCGCGAGAUGUUUGGUUCCGCACCUCCAGUCGACCUAGAGACUGAGGAGGCCAAGAAACAGGCCGCACUUCGUGCUUCUGCAAUUUCAAUGGCCAAGCAGAUGUACGCCCAGAGCGAGAAGAGGAGACAUGACGAAGAGGCUGCCGAAGUCCAGGCGCGCCUCGGUACCAGCGCUGCUACCGCCUCACACAACCGUGUUCCUUCAGCCGCGUCGACUCAGCCUGAUCUACGCCAGCAAGCUGUACAAUACAUUCACUUGCAAGAGGCUGCUCAGAAACUCGCAAACGAGCGUCUCGCAAAGAUGGACCCUGAUGGUGCUGCUCGUUACCGCGCUCACUACGGCUAUGAACAACAAUCGCCUCGUUCGCGUUUGUCCUUGCGCAGUCGUCCUGGCAGAAACCGUGCUGAGAGCAACCCCAAGCCCGUCCAGAAUGAUGACGAUUCUUCUGAUGACGAAUUCAGAUCCCGCAGAAUCCGCCAUCAAAUGUCUUCGUUGAACAACUCAGUCGCUCAGCAAGACGAGAAGCGAAACCAAGACCGUGCUGCUCUGCUUGCAGCUGCCGAGAAGAAAGUGCAAGCUCAGAUGCACCUCAUGGAUGAACAAGUCUUCCAACAGACAGGUCAAGUCACACCUGCAAAGAUGGAGGAGUGGGAGGCCAAGGCUCGUGCUCGCGCUUCGGCCGAUAGUGAGAACAGACAGCGUAACUUCGGCAAGGUCAGCAUUGGUGGUGGAAGAUACAUGGACCAGUCGGAGCUCGAUGCCAUUGCCCAGAGCAGGCUCCAGCCCACCCUCGACCAGAUCAAUGCCGACGCCGAGAAGAAGCGUGCCAGAGAGGAAGAGCUUCGUCUUGACCAAGAACAAAGAAGACGCACUCAGAUGAGCGAGAAGGAACGCGAGAAGGAGGUCAAGGCAGAGAGCAAGCGCCUGAAGGAUCAAGAGAAGGCUGAAGCCAAGGCUGCUAGAAGGGCCGAGAAAGAGCUCGAGAAGAGCCGCAAGGCCGAAGAGAAGCAAGCUCGCAAAGAUGACAAGCGUAGAUCCAAGGAAGUCAAGAGGGAUACCGAAGAGGUUACAAAGGCCUCUGCCGCUACUCACACUGCCGGGAGAAUAUCAACUUCUGGUGGUACUACUGCCGCCACAACUGAGGAGCACACCAAAGUUGAUGACGAGGACAAGGACUUUGACACUGACCGCACUCCUGCUGCUGACAAAGAGACUGUCAGCACCAUCGAUGGCGCGCCCCUCGCGAAGAGCGACUCUCCAGACAUGAUGAACAAGAUAACUACUGGUGGUACCGUCCACAGUACACAGAGCGGCCUCCGCCCAGAACUUGAUCGCCACGUCUCCACCGUGGUCAGCUCUAGCUCCUCUAGCGCUCGUAGCAGCCUCAGUCUCUCUAGCAUUGAUGAGGCCAGGGAAGCACACGGUGUCACGGAAGCACAUGAUAUUACGGAGGCCCAUGAUGUUACCGAAGCACAUGAUGUACGCGUCAAGCCCAUGCCUGAGGCAGAACCGAUUCCUAUCACCCUUCCCACCGCCCAGACGAUUGGCGGUACUGCCUCCAAGUCCGAGUCAGCAGACCUUACGUCUUCCACUGCCCAUCCGACCGCAAGCUCUGUGCCAUUUGAACGACGUAAGUCCAGAGGCAUGAGCGGCUUGUUCUCCCGCUUCAGCCGCAAGUCCAAGCCCGCCGAGAAGAGCCAGCAGUCCGAGACCACCGCCGUCACCCUCCCUGCCUCUGAUGCCAAGAAGUCCCUUUCGACUUCUGAGCCAUCAACCACCGGCGCCACCGCAGUCGCACCCGCGACCAGCGAUGCAGUUUCCGACUCGUCCUUCCGCCGUCACGACACUGAUCUCCAUAGCAUUUCUUCGGUCUCCAGUGACGAGCAGCUUCCCACCACCCGUCCUACCGCUCGUCGUGGACGUAGUAGCGUUAGUGCCGUCAGUGGUGAAGAAGACGAGUUUGAAGAGGCACGCGACCACUUUGACGAGACUCUUGCUCCUCCUCCAACUUUCGCUGGACAGCAAAAGACUCAGAGCCCUGCUCGUGAGACCAAGUUCCAGGAGGAGUUCUAG